GGAGACGCUCCUCCUGCAGGUGACGUCACACUUUAGUCAAACUGUUGAGUUUCUGCAGACGAGGCUGAGUGUGGUAGCGCCGGUCAGAAAGGAUACUUCUUCUUCCGUCGCUUGGUUCGUGGAUUCUCACAAUAUGGAAUAAUGGAAGUGAGAAGAGGGAGAAGAGGAGCGUCGCUGCACGGAACUCCGGAUGUUCGCGACGUCCCCGAGCAAGUCGGACCCUAAAAGAAAGUUACCUCAUCAACCUUUCACAUCAACGGAUGACAAAAAUGCAAUCUUUGGCAUGGAUGAAUGGACAGUACCGACCGGAGGGACCACUUUCCCAACCCCCAAAAGCUGCUUCGCUGAGGAAUCUGCAACGUGGGACUGAAAACCAGUGUAUGACGGCACAAACAGGAGCCCAACCCCCACACAAUGCUAAAGUCACUCAUUACUAUGUAGCUUACUCUCAAAGAAAGCCAUCUGAUGGGCAGAUCACAGCAGAUCAUCAGGCUGUUUCUUUUCAGCAGACAUCUGGAGGGAACAAUUAUCUGCAACCCUCACCAAUUUAUUUACAAAGUGGAAACCCCAGUUUGCAGGUCACUUAUGGAAGUAAGCCAAAUUAUCAUCAGAACGCUGCACAGAAUUUAUCGACCCGGAGUCAACCCAACAUGACACUCGCAUACAUUGUCUGCCCUCAGCAAGACAUUUCACCAAAUGGGAACCAAUCAGUUGUAGUUCACGGGGCAGCAUCAAUAAAGACACAGAAUGGUAGUUUUGUGUCUGAUGGCAUGUUUCAAAACUCCUGUGCACAGUCCAAUAAACCCAUUCUACCAUACACGAUGGCGACCACCUCGCAUCAACCUAGAGAAGUGGCUAGCAAUGGCACAAUGGGGCCUGGUGUACACCACAGACCGACUGCUCAUGAAACCCAUUACAGAGAAAACGGCUCUCGGCAUGGCUUCAACCCACCAUGUACAUCAAACUCAUCAAGUUUACACGUUUACAGACCGAUUCGAAUUUCUCAACAAUACUUGACGCAUAACAAUGGGGGAGAAGCCAGCUCCUCCAUUUACUCAAAUUCAUUGAAUGGGCAGGCUGUGACUAACCUUUCCUUGUCAAAUCCAAAUGAUUCUCCCUCGAAUCCUGCUGCUGAUGCACAUGCACAACAGGAUUUACUCAAACAACGACAAUCGAUUGCAAGAAUUGAGGACUAUCUGCGUAUGCCGACCACUACUGGCUCAGAUGGUCACCUUGACGUGUAUACUAGUUCACUUUAUGGACGCAAGCAGGAUGUCAGCAUGGUCACAAUGAGGAAGUCUAAUCAAAAUAAGCAACCUGUGACAUCUACUGAAAUGUAUAACUCCAAUGUCUCCCAGGAGACACCCCAAAGUUUGAGACCUUCAUCGCCUAAAGCCACUCGCAAUGUUAUGUCAAUACAGCACAGCAUAGAUGUGCAACCUCAGCAAAGCUCCUUACCAAAUGUCCUUCAUGUCUCAGCAAAAAGAGAUAUAAUUGGAAAUGUAAGUCAGGCAGUAUUUAGUACUGAAAACAAUGUUAGCUCUUCAAGUUCUCAACUGAAACACCUCCUUCAGUGCAAUAAAUCACAGAGAAUCGAAAACCAAUCUGUAGAAAAAAAUUGUGACAGGCUUGAAAUGCUCCCAGUGAAGGCAAAUGACAGCUCCAUUUACUCAUCGCCUGGUCGCACCAGAGCUGUUGCUGUUGUGCAACCACUGUUGCAUGAAAGCUACCAGGUUGCCUGCAAACAGAACAGUUCUAACACCACCAGCCAGUUGUCUGAGGGCAAUGAAUCUUUGAGGUACCCAGUAAAACAAGUUAUCUCUCCAAAAACCAAGAAGGUCGGGAAUCCGAAAGUUGUCUUAACCCAGAAACCCCCGAACCAAAUGAGGUCCAACACGCAUGAAAUCAGGCAUUCAGCAACAUCCAAUGAUGGUGCUUUUAUUUCACCGUCCUCUUCAGCAAGGCCUCGAGACUCAUUUCAAAAACCGUUGCAUACAGUUGAUUCAGGAUCUAAACUGGAUAUUGACACGCAAGUACACCAGCGUGUUUCAGCAACUGCCCAACAAUCGGUAACCUUCGAAGCACCAGUGAGCCCAAAUGGUGAUAAAAACAACAGUGAGGUGCCAAUGGAUACAAAGGGUGUAGAACUUUCCUCAGUCCCAACAACACUAUGGAAUUAUGACGCAUUAACUAAGCGCAUACAGGAUUGUGAAAAAGCUCAGGUCGCCUUAAAGAUUUCAAUGAAUACUUUGCACAAAUUAUUCAUCAUGUUUUGGAAUGGCAACUUGAUACAAUUUAAAUCUGAAAUUAUUAUGGGCACCUACACUACUAUAAUGGCUAAUGCUAGACAAUUCUUCAGAGAAAAUGUAGAAAUGGAGUCUGUCAUUCUGUCACAAGUAAAAAGUAGCUUUAAGACACAACUCAAAAACUACCAUGUCCUCAAAGAAAAUGAAGUUUAUUCAGAACUGCCCUACAAGUCGUCAUGGUUGAAUGUCAAUGAGCAGCUUGAUGACAUUGACAAAGAGUUUGACUUCCCGCCCUCUUUGAAGGAUCAUCUUAAGGGGCUCAAGAGUGACGGUCAACUCGACAUUGACAAUGAGACAGACGACAGCAUUCCUGCACAAACCGUAAAGGAGGUGUCAAACAAGAUGUCACCAAAAGAGCUUGACCCGGUUGACCCAAGUGAAGAAAAACAAGACUCCUUGGAUGCAACAACUUCAACACCAAUGGCCUCUCCUAGUAAAACGGAACGUGCUGAUUCCAGUGACCCAUACUCCUUUAAAAUCCAGGUUCUUCCACCUGAAGAUGCCAAAGUUAUUUUCGAGCAAGCACAAAGUAAUCUGCCAGAAAGCAUCGACAUGGACUACCAGCCAGAAAGACUCUUGACUAUCUCUGUGGAGGAGGAGCUACCUAUGGUCAUCGAUCCCACAUUGAGUAACUCAAAACUGGAGGACAAGGCAUUCCUUCCGAUAGCAGAGGUUUGCUGCAUUGAAAGGUUGAAGGAAACAAUUUGUGGGUCAAAGACCACUUCUUUGAGUAAAUGCCAGUGCAAUGUCAUACAAAGUCAUAAAGAUAUCACAGAAAAGACCUGUGUCAAGGAGGUGAUUGCAGUACAGGAGGAAGAUGCGUUCAGGUUUGACGGAAUUCUUCACUCUGCGACAGAAAGAGAGAACAACAGUCCGCUGACGGCAUUUCUUUGGCCUGAGAUAAUCGAUGUAUUCAGUCACACCAUUGACGUUCCUGAAGAUGAUGACACACCUCAAGAUCCAAAGAACAUUUCCCAUAUAAGCAUAGAUAGUAGCGAGUCAAGCAUCAUAUGCUUAAGUGAUGCGGAAGAACAUCUGGCUAGCAGUGACAGUGACAUUCCCAACCAAAUGCCGUACUUUGAAUAUGAUUCCCAACAAGCUCGGGUGAAAUGGACAGAAAGUGGACAGUCAAGCAGUUCACACAAGAAAGAGACCAAUACAAUUUCCACAAAUCUCACUGAAAUUCAGUCAGACCCUGAAGUGGAAUGUGUAUCGGAUCAGUUGAAAGUUACACGAGAUAUGCAUUCAUGGACUUCCGUCAGAAGUGACAACAAAACUGAAGAGCUCGCCAGUGGUGAAAGUGAAGUUGCCAGCCAGAUGACAAAUCUCGAUGAAAAUUGUGGACAAACUGAAUUGUCGGCCACAAAUGUGGAAGAUUCAUCAUUGGAAACUGAAGAGCAACAAACUGUAAUUAGUGCGAUGGGUGCCCGAGAGAAAUCCUGGAGUCGUAAACUAAAGAGACCACGUAGUCCUGGUCGAUCUUUACAGGUCUCGCGGAAAUCAAAGAAAUGCAAAUCCACACAGCCUAUCCUUGAAGGCACUUCAAAACCUCGGAAGGCUUUUAUGAAUGGGACUGAUGGCGAACAUUCACCCUCGGUUGCACAAACUGUAGAACUGUUUCUGUAUGGCUCAACACGCCCAAACAAGUAUGUUUUACGUUCAUCUCCAGAGGCUGCGUCUCAUUCAGGGUCAACGCCUCCAAAAGUGCUCUCUGUGAAUCUCAGUCCCUUGAAGAGAAAGACGAUUAAAACUGUGCGAACAUGGGACUAUUCAGUCAAACAGCUUUACAAAAGAUGGAAGAUUAGUUUACCACCAGCUAAAAGUGGGCGCAGAAAAAAAAAAGCUUGGAAAUGUACUUUUGCCUCGUCAUCUAAGUUGAGAAUCAAGAAAGCUGAUACGAUUGGCCCCGUCGACACUGAAGAGCUGCCAGUUUCUUCUGAAAUGAGGAUCUCGAAUGGAAAAACUAAGCCCUACCGGAAUCUUAGUUGGAGGAGGUCCCUCUCUAAAGAACUCUCAUUUGACGAGGUAAAACGCACCGCCUUGUUCAAGCAGCCCGCUGACCAGGAGAGGACGAACGCUGAAGAUGGAAGCGAAGCUGUCGGGCCUCUCCAGAACAACAAUAUCCUGCAGUUCAGCGUCUUACCCGUUUCCUUUACCUUUGGAUCCAAUGGGAGACAGGAAACUGAGGAUCCUGGACAAGAAACUCCUGAUCUUGUUGAGGGAAAGGACGACAACCACAACAAAAGUGACAACUGCUCCGUAGAUACAUGGUAUUCGAAUGCUGAGAAGCAAUUUCACCCGCCCCCACCCUACGCCUCCAGCCUAUUCCAUGCCUUUCAGAAGACAUACAUGGAUAAGAUGCAGCGUUGUGUGGAUAAAUAACAUGACGGAUGGAAGUUGGUUUGAAACUGACUUAAUAUUGUCUUCAUUUGAGAGAUCUGCUUCCUGAGAUUGUUACAGAAAUGAAUAUCUUUGUGUUUUUGAAGGAUCCCCUGGAAGUUUACAGUUUUGCCAACAGUUACUGAUUCAUAGGGUCACGUGUUGAGUCAGUUUAUACGUACGAUUGUCAGUUGUUUACAUUACACUUUUUAAAAACUGUUUUUAUACGUUUAAUUCAGCUAUCUACAUUUUCUAUUUUUCUACGUUAAGAAUAUUUUCUACCUUUUUUAUCUUUAAGAAUUGAUUGUCUUAGUAAUUUUUCUACAGUUUCUAGAAUUGCAGGUUGUACAUCUGCUCAUGGUUGCUUCAAGAGGUACACAGACAGGUGAAAUCUUUGGUGUAUCGACAUUAGAUGUUGUACUCGAAGGAGGACUUCAAAUAAGAACCACGUGGAGGAGCAUGAACAAGGAUUUGAAGAUGUAUGAAUGAGGAUUGACAGUUGCUCUCAAACAGAUCAUUUUCGAUCUGCAGUAAAUCUUUUCACAUCAAAUGUU
Messenger RNA from Pseudoliparis swirei, 5239 nucleotides. RefSeq lists its product as uncharacterized. NCBI's taxonomy places the organism in Eukaryota, Metazoa, Chordata, Actinopteri, Perciformes, Liparidae. The coding region runs from base 261 to 4688 and encodes 1475 amino acids. The transcript has 3 exons. The record is from RefSeq and is a predicted model, not a curated record.